AUGGAGAACUCCAGUGAGGUCGUGUCUUUUGUGCUGGCUGCAUACGGUAACAUUGGGAAGUUAAAAUAUCUGUAUUUUAGCGUAAUGCUGUCGUGGUAUGUGUCCGUCUGUGUGGCCAACACGUUCCUCAUCGUGGUCAUAUACGUGGACAGAAGGCUGCAUGAGCCCAUGUACAUCCUGCUCUGUAAUCUGUUUGUGAACGAGAUCGGCGGCAGCACGUCACUCUAUCCUCUCCUGCUCUCACAAAUGCUGUCCGACAGCCACGAGGUGAGCCUGCCGUGGUGUUUUCUGCAGAUGUGUUGCAUCUACACGUGCGCCUCUGUUGAGUUUUGCAGUUUAGCAGCCAUGGCCUACGACAGGUACAUCUCCGUGUGCUACCCUUUGCACUACAACACCAUCAUGAACACACGGAGGGUGCUCAGGAUCAUUGUGCUCGUCUGGACGUAUUCGCUCGUUAACUUCAUGUUCUCAUUUUCGUUCAUCAUCGGUUUGAAGUUUUGUGGCAACGUCAUCGACAAAGUGUUUUGCGAUCACCACUUAGUCAUUAAACUCGCGUGUUCGCUUUCAGUAAACAGCUACGUGUCUGACGUGCUUUUUGUCUUUGUGAGUUUUGUCGUCCCGUUCGGUUUGAUUUCAGCUUCCUACAUUAAGAUUCUGGCAGCUUGCCUGAGCACGUUUAAGGAAAACAAGCAAAAAGCCGUGACCACGUGCGCGCCUCAGAUCGUCUCGGUGUCCAACCUGUUUGUCGGCUGUGCUUUUCACUUCAUCGACUCCAAGUUUGACGGGGCUCAUUUACCACAGAAAGUCCGAGUGAUUCUGUCUGUGUAUCUUCUCAUUUGUCAGCCGAUGAUCACCCCGUUUAUGUACGGACUGAACCUUCCAAAGAUAAAACAAGCUUGUAAGAGAUUUCUUGAAAAGCAAAAUUUGAUGUUACCUGGAAUUGGAUUCAAUCAAACUCAACAUAACUUUUUGUGA
Messenger RNA from Stegastes partitus (bicolor damselfish), 975 nucleotides. Its product is annotated as olfactory receptor 11A1-like. The record is from RefSeq and is a predicted model, not a curated record. Gene Ontology annotation, molecular function: odorant binding; olfactory receptor activity; G protein-coupled receptor activity. Gene Ontology annotation, cellular component: membrane. The transcript has 2 exons. The coding region runs from base 1 to 975 and encodes 324 amino acids. Gene Ontology annotation, biological process: G protein-coupled receptor signaling pathway; detection of chemical stimulus involved in sensory perception of smell. NCBI's taxonomy places the organism in Eukaryota, Metazoa, Chordata, Actinopteri, Pomacentridae.